CAAACGCUGCCUCAUCAUGAAUUCAUGUCUUCCUGCUUCAAAAUUGGCCCUCUCCCCCCUUCUUCUGCCACGUUACUUCCCGCCGGUUACUUCAUUGGUCACCCAUACGGUGGUCACCUCCUGAAACGCAAACCAUAACCCAAUUCUCUUCUCAUCUUGGUUUUCUUGUUUGUACGUACAUUGAUAUUUUCCAUCCCUCUGUUUUUGUUUUACAAUUUUGGUUUUCUGGGUCUUGUUCUGGUGUGAGACAUUAGGUCUUUCAUUUGUUGUUGUAAAUGUUUGAAAUGUGUAUAUGUUCUUCUGGGGGAAAGGAAAGUCUCGAAAUAAAUUUGUGGUGAUUUUCCUUUUUCUGGGUUCGGUUCAUUUAUGGCGUUUGAUGAUGUCUUCAGCUUAAAGAUUCAAUCUUGGGAUUUCCCUUUUUUAGUUUUCUUAAUCCAUUUGAUGUUGUGAAUGUGUGAGAUAUUUUUCUGUUCAAUUUUCUUUUACCCUUUUUGUGAGGGCGGUUAGGGGUGGUUGUAAAGUGUAAACCCAGCAAAAAAACAAAAAACAAAAUAAGGAGAGAAAGCGAUUAGGAAUUUCCUCUGUUUGUAUGAGCUACUAGAAGGUGUGACUUUCUGGUCGAAGAAGAAGAAAUGGACAUUACAGAGGUUUCAAUCUUACACCAUGUGGGAUUUGUGUUAUUUGUGCUUUGGUUGCUUGCUCAGCACAAUUGCUGCUACCCAGUUGCCUACUUUGUCUCUUUGAUUUAUCUCUACCUGGUUCAUGAGCGCUAUGUUAUGAGAUUGCGAAAGAAACUACAAUUCGAGGAAAGGAAACAGUCUAAUCAGAGAAGGGUACUUUCUGAUUCUGAAACAGUGCGAUGGUUGAACCAUGCACUUGAAAAGAUAUGGCCUAUAUGUAUAGAACAGAUUGCUUCACAGAAGAUUCUCCUCCCUAUUAUACCUUGGUUUUUGGAGAAGUACAAACCAUGGACUGCCAAGGAAGCAGUGGUUCAGCACCUUUACUUAGGAAGAAAUGCACCUAUGCUCACAGAUAUUAGAGUUGUUCGCGAGUCUAAUGAUGAUGACCACUUGGUUUUGGAGUUGGGACUGAAUUUUCUGACAGCUGAUGAUAUGAUUGCAAUACUUGCUGUGAAGUUGAGGAAAAGACUGGGUUUCGGGAUGUGGGCAAAGUUGCAUAUUACAGGCAUGCAUGUUGAGGGGAAGCUGUUGAUUGGGGUUAAGUUUCUUCGUAGGUGGCCUUUCCUUGGCCGUUUGCGGAUAUGCUUCAUUGAGCCUCCAUAUUUUCAGAUGACCGUCAAGCCUAUUUUUACACAUGGCCUUGAUGUUACAGUUCUUCCAGGAAUUGCUGGGUGGCUGGAAAAGCUUCUUUCCAUUGCCUUUGAGCAGACCCUUGUUGAGCCAAAUAUGCUGGUUGUUGACAUGGAGAAAUUCGCCUCACCACAGCAAGAGAGUUGGUUCUCUGUGAAUGAAAAGGAAUCUCUUGGACAUGUCAGAGUAGAAGUUAUUGAAGCAUCUGACAUCAAAGCUGCAGAUCUAAAUGGAUUAUCUGACCCUUAUGUUAAGGGUCAAUUGGGCCUUUACCGGUUCAGGACGAAGACACAAAAGAAAACACUGGCUCCAAAAUGGCAUGAAGAAUUCAAGAUGCCCAUUAUUACAUGGGAUUCAUCUACUGUGCUAUCUAUUGAAGUUCGUGACAAGGACCGAUUUGUUGAUGAUUGCCUUGGAUUCUGCUGCAUUAACAUUGGUGAAUAUAGAGAUGGCCAGAGGCAUGACAUGUGGUUGCCUCUUCAGAAUAUUAAAACAGGAAGGAUCCAUCUUGCAGUAACUGUGGUUGAAGAUAAUCCCAAGGGGGGUGAUAAUCCAAAUGUUGAGGAAACACCAAAUGUGGAAGAUGAAAGAAAAAGGUUUGCCAAUGACACUAGUAAUAAAAGUUCCUUCUCAUCUGCAUCAUCAGAAAAGUUUGACAAAGUGGCAGAUAACUUUGAGCCAAUUGAUGUUGAUGGGCAAAGAGAGACUGGAAUAUGGGUACAUCACCCAGGAAGUGAAGUUUCACAAACUUGGGAGAGUAGAAAAGGAAAGAGUCGGCUCCUUGAUAAUGAGAUUCAAAAUGAUACUGGUGGCCAUAGUUCAGUCACCUCUGUCUCCCCAACUAAUGAGGACAGUGGCACUGAAAAGAAUCACGAGGAUAAACACAGGAUGAGAGCAGUUCGCAAGGGUCUAAACAGGAUCUGCUCGGUAUUCCACAAGAAUUCCAAAAAGGAGAAUGAUUCAAGCAGCUUUAGAGAGACUGUUGGAUCUGGACAUGCUAAUAUUCAGGAAAUUAGUGAAAAAGAUAUUGCGGUAAGAUUUAUUGUGGAGGAUGAUCUUUCCAACCCUCAAGAGGGCAAGGGUUUGAAGGAAGAAGGGGUUGUCACUUCUGGAGGGAGUGGUUCAAAGGGAAAGGGCAAGGGCAAGGGUUUAGACAAGGCAAAGAGUUUCCUUAAACCAGCAAAAAAAUCUUCUCGAGAUUUUAGGAAGUGUCAAAGUGAUUCUUACAAAGGGAGGGAAAGAAAAACAUUAGAAGAAUUUAACUCUACUGAUGAGGAUGAUGCUCCUCCAAAACGGUUGAAAUGAUACCGGUUGUUUCCAGUACUGAUGCAUUAAAUUCGAAGGAGCAAGUGGCUCAGCCAGUUUUCACUUGCAUGCAUCCUUGUUUAGCUCUAGGAUUAAGGGGUUUGCUAAUUGUGCAGUUGACAAGGUAGUAAUAUGUGUAGGAUUCUCUUUUUUUCAUAGAUAGCCAUCCUCUACCUCUUGUGAGGUGAUUCUGUUAUGUAAUACUAAUGCUGUAUUGCUGUUGUUCCGGAGAAGAAAACUAGUAAAUUCACGUAAAUAUGCACACAGAACAAAGAAAACAAAGCAUUCAUUUUCAAGCUGAA
Messenger RNA from Rosa chinensis, 2917 nucleotides. RefSeq names its product C2 domain-containing protein At1g53590. NCBI's taxonomy places the organism in Eukaryota, Viridiplantae, Streptophyta, Magnoliopsida, Rosales, Rosaceae. The transcript is spliced from 12 exons. The coding region runs from base 633 to 2615 and encodes 660 amino acids. The record is from RefSeq and is a predicted model, not a curated record. Gene Ontology annotation, molecular function: lipid binding.